Geosmithia morbida is the source of this 999-nucleotide messenger RNA. RefSeq lists its product as uncharacterized. The transcript is spliced from 2 exons. The record is from RefSeq and is a predicted model, not a curated record. Gene Ontology annotation, cellular component: nucleus. NCBI's taxonomy places the organism in Eukaryota, Fungi, Ascomycota, Sordariomycetes, Hypocreales, Bionectriaceae. The coding region runs from base 1 to 999 and encodes 332 amino acids. Gene Ontology annotation, biological process: mitotic sister chromatid segregation; kinetochore assembly.
AUGGAUCCCAGUACGAGCCAGAGCAGAGAGGCCCAGGCUUACAGCGCCAACCUCGACUACACUCUCAAAGAAUUGCAGCGCAGGGUACACGAGCAUGAGAAUGAGCUUGAACGCUUACGGUCUCGCGGAGAUGAUAUAAACCAGUCGCCAGCAGCCCAGGUCAAGAUUAUCCAGACAGCGUUAGAAAGCGUGACCAACUCGGAGCCCUUCCUCCCGUUCGCCAGCUCCAUUCUGCCCGCUCUGUUGGCCCUGCGGCGGACACACGAGACAAUUAUGCAGUCAAAGGAGUACCUGCUUGCCCAGGGGGCCGUGGUAGACCGUGAGAAGCGUGACCUCGAGGCCGAGGAGGCCAACCUGCGGGAUCACAAGCUUCUCACCGAGGCGCUGGGCGACCGCAUCAUCUCUCUGGAGGAGGAGCUCUCGUCCAACGCGGAUAUGGCCCCCGAGGACGGGGCCCGUCGACGCAGAGAGGAGUUGGAAUUACGGAAAAAGCGCUACGACCAGGAGAGCAGACGUCUCUUCAAGGCCCUCAACGACUUCAUCGACGAGCACCUGGCGCGCAUGCUGGCGGCUGAAGAGCUCGGCGGCGCCGUGGUAGGCGAGCUCAUGGACAUUGACGGUAACGACCUGGCUGCGGGGUUCAAUGCACAGGGCAAGCCGAAGAAGUCAUCCGGAAAGGACGCUGUCAUUGACGACAAGCGGCAGCGUCGCAUCGAUGAGAUCUGGGGAGCCGCGACCACCAGAACCAAUGGUAACAGCGAUGAUAUUCGCAGAAACAAUGGUGACGACGAGGUCGUGGCUGCGGGACGUGAGAUGAAGCAGCUCACUCAGGCUCUCGUGGAGCAGCUCCAGGAGGCAAGGGGGGAUAACUCGGCCUCGUAUGUGACGCUGUCGCGGGAGUCGGCUGCUGCCAGGUUCCUUGUGCGGUCCAAGGUGGCUCAGUUUCACCCAAAGGACGCGUCGAGGCUACGGCUGAUAGAUUUCGGGCGGGAGCUCUAG